CGUCGUAGCACUACAAACUGCAUUCUUUGGAGUUGCAGAAAAUUGUGGGGAAAAUGAUGGGUUUGAUCAGAAGGAUAUAAACUUAGUAGUAAGACUCAGUUUUGUACUUGUUGAGCUUUUUCAGAGCAAAAAAAUGAUGGGUUUCUUCAUAUGGCUGAUUGUUGAUCUUCUUAUUAUUGAUGUUGGGCAAGUUCAUUCAGCUUCCAUAACUCAAUUAUCAGAAGCUAACUCCUAUGUUUCAGUGAUGGGGGACCCUGGAAUGAAGAACCCUAAUUCAAGAUUUGCAUUUGAAUCCUGGAAUUUCUGCAAUGAAGUUGGAAUUCACGCCCCAAACAUGGCCAGUCCAAGAAUUGCUGAUUGUACUGAUCUUUUCUGCCCCAAAUCAAAAGAUGAUAAGAGAAGCAAGUGUGAAGUACACCAAAGAGUGAACGAAUCGGACAACAGAUUAAGAGCCGGUGACAAAUUCCCGAUCAGCGAGUUUAAAUCGUACACAGAUCCUGAUAUUUACGCUGUGGAGAAGGAAAAAUAUCUUGGUUCUCUUUGCCAGGUGUCCGAUUCCGACGAGCCUUGGUAUUUUUGGAUGAUAAUGCUGAAAAAUGGGAAUUUCGACAAGAACACUACACUUUGUACUGAAAAUGGGAGGAAAGUUGCUAAAAUAGAGACGAGCAGAAGUUUCCCUUGUUUCGGUGAAGGGUGUAUGAACCAUCCAAUCGUGUACCGUAAUCAGUCCGAAAUGGUUUCGUUCGGUGGCGGUAAAAAUAAUGUGUCUCUUGUUGGAGGGUUUUACGGUACGUAUGAUCUUGAUGCUAAUUUGAGUGGUGGUGUAGGAAAUAACUCGUUUUUCACAGUUUCGUGGGAGAAGAAUUUAAGCACGAAUAGUUGGAUUUUGUCGCAGAAAUUGACGACUUCGUUAAAGUACCCGUGGCUUAUGUUGUAUUUAAGGUCGGAUGCAGUAACCGGGUUUAAUGGAGGAUAUCAUUACAACGGGCGUGGCAUUAUGAAAAAGUUGCCAGAGUCUCCAAACUUCAAGGUCAGAUUGAGUCUACAUAUUAAACAAGGUGGAGGUCCAAACAGCCAAUUCUACCUCAUCGACAUCGGAAGCUGUUGGAAGAACAACGGACAGCCCUGUGACGGAGACACUGUGACAGACGUAACUCGUUACAGCGAGAUGAUUAUAAAUCCAUCAACCACAAAUUGGUGCAGCCCAAAUAAACUCGAGUCUUGCCCACCUCACCACAUAACUAUCAAUGGAGAGAAAAUACAUAGAAACGAUACCUCUCGAUUUCCAUACUCCGCUUACCAUCUCUACUGCGCACCUGGAAACGCGGACUACUUGGAAAAACCGUACGAUAUUUGCGACCCGUAUAGCAACCCACAGGCACAGGAACUCGUGCAGAUUCUCCCCCAUCCUGAGUGGGCCCCGCAUGGCUACCCCAAAAGAAAAGGUGAUGGAUGGAUUGGCGAUCCAAGAACUUGGGAACUCGACACUGGAGCCUUGUCUAAUCGGUUAUAUUUCUAUCAGGAUCCGGGAACAAAGCCAGCAAAACGGGUAUGGACUUCGAUCAAUGUGGGUACCGAAAUAUACAUUAGCCCGUCUGGUGUUACUGCCGAGUGACCGUCAGCGACUUUGAUGUCUUAGUUCCUAAAGUUACAGAAGAUGAUAAUACCUAUGCAGAAAUAUAAUGUCCCAAAGUUCAUUUGUUGACAUGAAAAUAGCCGAUAAUUAAAUUACAAUAGCGUAAUCGAACAAUUAUAAUUUGAAUAUAAAUCUUCUC
This is a messenger RNA of Erythranthe guttata (spotted monkey flower), 1775 nucleotides long. RefSeq lists its product as uncharacterized. NCBI's taxonomy places the organism in Eukaryota, Viridiplantae, Streptophyta, Magnoliopsida, Lamiales, Phrymaceae. The record is from RefSeq and is a predicted model, not a curated record.